Messenger RNA from Monopterus albus (swamp eel), 3362 nucleotides. It is a transcript of the gene ror2, whose product is annotated as receptor tyrosine kinase-like orphan receptor 2. The record is from RefSeq and is a predicted model, not a curated record. The transcript is spliced from 9 exons. Gene Ontology annotation, biological process: protein phosphorylation; positive regulation of kinase activity; multicellular organism development. The coding region runs from base 4 to 2775 and encodes 923 amino acids. Lineage: Eukaryota; Metazoa; Chordata; Actinopteri; Synbranchiformes; Synbranchidae. Gene Ontology annotation, cellular component: signaling receptor complex; plasma membrane. Gene Ontology annotation, molecular function: ATP binding; transmembrane receptor protein tyrosine kinase activity; Wnt-protein binding.
UGGAUGCUUUUCAUGUUUCUACAUCUGAGAUGUGACGGUCUGUCAGCGGAUACAGACGGUCUGGCUGAAGCUCAGAGUGGUGCUGCACCUACAGCUAAAGGUUAUUUCCUGGAAUUCCAGGAACCAGUCAAUAACAUCACCCACUUCCAGGGCCAGACCGCCACGCUACACUGCAAAGUGACAGGAAACCCACGACCAUCCAUCCGCUGGCUAAAAAAUGAUGCCCCGGUUGUGCAGGAGCAAGGACGCAUAACCAUACGCAAGACGGAGACAGGAUCCAAGCUCCGCAUCCAGGACCUGGACACAACAGACACCGGCUAUUAUCAGUGUGUUGCCUCCAACUCACUGAAAGUCAUUUCUGCCACAGGUGUCCUGUUUGUCAAACUAGGACAGAUGCCCACACGUGGCCCCGAUGAACCGUCGCAUGAACAAGGUUUCUGUCAGCCAUAUCGAGGCAUUGCCUGUGCUCGCUUCAUUGGCAACAGGAGCAUCUAUGUUGAGUCUCUGCAGAUGCAGGGGGAAAGUGAAAACCGCAUCACAGCUGCCUUCACUAUGAUUGGCACCUCUACUCACCUAUCGGAUCAGUGCUCCAGCUUUGCCAUCCCAUCCUUCUGCUAUUACGUCUUCCCUCUGUGCGAUGAGGGUUCUCGAGGCCCUCGGCGGCGUCAGCUCUGUCGAGAUGAGUGUGAGGUCCUGGAGAAUGACCUGUGCCACACCGAAUACACCAUCGCACGAUCUAAUCCUAUGAUCCUAAUGCAGCUGGAGCUGCCCAACUGCCGCCUGCUGCCACAGCCAGGCACCUCUGAUGCUGCUUCAUGUAUGAGGAUAGGAGUGCCACCAGAAAAAAUCGGUCCAUAUUCUCCCUCAGACCAUAGCUGCUACAAUGGAAGUGGGGCUGACUACAAGGGCCUAGUCAGCAUCACCAAAUCUGGUCACCACUGCCAGCUGUGGAGUGCCCAGUACCCUCACAGUCACCACCUGUCCCAGGAAUACCCUGAGCUCUUGGGAAGUGACAACUUCUGUCGUAACCCCGGAGGUCAGAUGCAGGCACCCUGGUGCUUCACCUUAGACCCUCAGGUCAGGGUGGACCUGUGUGACAUCCAGCCCUGCAAGCCUCCAGAGAAUCCCAGGAAGGAGAUCCUGUUUAUUCUAAUCCCUGCAAUUGCUAUCCCAUUAGUCAUCGCUUGCCUCUUCUUUCUGGUUUGUAUGUGUCGCAAUAAGCAAAAGGCUUCGACUGACACAACACUUCGCUGCCAGCUCAGCAGCUCUCCUAGCCAGGAAAUGGAGCUCUCUCUUCUUAAUCAGCAAAAACACCAGGCCAAGGUGCGAGAGCUUAACAUGUCAGCAGUACGGUUUAUGGAGGAGCUUGGAGAGGAUCGGUUUGGUAAGGUUUACAAGGGCCACCUGUAUGGCACCACACCUGGUGAGCAGAUCCAGGUGGUAGCCAUAAAGACAUUAAAAGACAAGGUUGAUGCCACUCUUUGUGAGGAAUUUCGCAACCAAGCCAUGCUCCACUCUCAACUACAGCACCACAAUAUUGUUUGUUUGCUCGGUGUGGUCCUCAAAGAGCAGCCAUUGAGCAUGAUAUUCACCUACUCCAGCCUGGGUGACCUGCAUGAGUAUCUGGUGAUGCGCUCCCCCAACUCUGAUGUCGGCAGCUCAGAUGAUGACAAAACAGUAAAAUCCACACUGGAGCAGGCUGAUUUUCUUCAUGUCAUCACCCAGAUUGCUGCUGGAAUGGAGUAUCUUUCUGGCCAACAAGUAAUCCAUAAAGACCUUGCUGCCCGAAACAUUCUGGUCUUUGACAAACUUAGUGUCAAGAUCCUGGAUCUGGGCCUGUUCAGAGAUGUCUACUCUGCUGAUUACUACAGCCUCAUGGGCACAAGCCCUUUCCCCAUUCGCUGGAUGUCCCCAGAAGCUAUUAUGUAUGGCAAGUUCUCCACCGAGUCUGAUAUCUGGUCUUAUGGUGUAUUGCUAUGGGAAACUUUCAGUUAUGGUCUACAGCCAUAUUGUGGCUACUCCAACCAGGAUGUGAUAGAGAUGGUCCGCAGCCACCAGCUAUUGUCUUGUCCAGAUGACUGCCCAGCCUGGAUUUACACCCUUAUGCUGGAAUGUUGGAGUGAAUUUCCAGCAAGAAGGCCUCGCUUCAAGGACAUCCACACACGUCUGCGCUGCUGGGAGAGCAUGUCCAGCUACAACAGCUCUGCUCAGACUUCUGGCACCAGUAACACUACCCAGACCAGCUCUCUCAGCACCAGUCCUGUUAGCAACAUCAGCAUGAGCACAGCAAAUGCACCACGCUACCCUAGCCCUAAAAAGAGCUCACCAUUCCAUCAGCCACAGUUCAUGCCCAUGAAGGGUCAGAUGCAUCGGUCAGUGGUGCCCCCACAGCUCUACAUCCCAGUCAAUGGAUAUCACCCUAUGUCUCCUUACCCAUAUCUGCCGAACUUUUACCCCAUGCAAAUACCCAUGCCUGUGCCCCACCAGCAGAUGCACCACCCCCCACAAAUGGUUCCCAAAGCUGGUUCUCACCAUAGUGGUAGUGGGUCCACAUCUACUGGCUAUGUCACCACUGCCCCUUCUAACACAUCUGUCACAGAGCGAGCAGCUUUACUAAAUGAGGAUUCCAAGACCAAUAAUGAGGACUUAGCUGACAGGGAAUUCCAGGAACAACUAGACCAAAACAGGGAUUUGUCAGUGCCCGAAACAGAAUUGCUAGGUGACAAUGACUCUCCACAGACUGAUGAAUUUGUAGCCCACAUGCCAAACGUGUAAAUGUGGUGCUGUUAGAAGGACAGUAGAGCUAAAUUAUUUUCUGAGCUUAUGCUUGCUUGCCAAAAAUUUGAUGAGCAGUAAAAAGUGAAGGGAAUUGUGACUGAAUGUUUUUUAUGAGUUUCUUAGAUAGUCCUGACAUAUUUGAAUGACAAUUUGUCUCAUGUCUGUGCCUUUUAAACUCCUGUGUGAAUAUUUAAGCACAAUUAAUAGUACAAUCCUAUACAGAGUGUGUCUAUAUAAUGCUGCCAUUCAUAACAAUGUUUAUUCUCAUCAUUUGCUGUACAGCACAAAACUUUUCUUAUCCACAAGUGCUUUAGAAGUUGCCUUGCCUUAACUGACAUUCUGCCUUUGAAUGCUCAUGGUGUUGCCAGCUGCUUUUUUAAAAACUUGUCAGCAAGGCCAUUCACUGGGAGGCACAGAAAGGAGGGAUUCUUGCCACCCACCUCAGAUAGUAUGCCUCUCUGUACAGGCAGCCUGUGGUUCUGGUUAUAGGUAUAAUCAUUCAGAUCCAGGAAUAUUUUUUUAAAGAAUCUUCACCAUUGUGAUGAAAAUGCAUGGCUGCACUGCUGAGCACUACAUACAGAGAC